Messenger RNA from Colletotrichum godetiae, 443 nucleotides. RefSeq lists its product as uncharacterized. The transcript has a single exon. The record is from RefSeq and is a predicted model, not a curated record. Bases 98 to 325 code for a protein of 75 amino acids. NCBI's taxonomy places the organism in Eukaryota, Fungi, Ascomycota, Sordariomycetes, Glomerellales, Glomerellaceae.
GCUUGAGUUGACUGGUAUGAUAUCUCAUCGACAAUGGCGGAUGGCGGAGUUCCUUAUGUAGUCAAUCCAUGAUGCCUCUGACCUCGUAGUCUAGCUCAUGCUUGUUCCUUUCCCGUUUGCUAUCGCACUUGUAACGACAAGAAUAGUGCUCGUCUCUCUCCACGACUCGCUCCGUGUUCACGAUAAUACAUACAAUAGCGUUGAUGCUGAAAUCUCAUUUCCACAUCACGCGGCCGGCAAAAAGCGGUGGAGGACUAGGUCCGGAGCUGGACCACGGAGCUGUACCAUGGGAUUGGGAAAGGCGGCCGUGUGCUGGGCGCUCUAAGAGUCCAUGUCCCCCCUGCUAGACACCAUUUCCAGACUGUUGGUAUUAGAUUCUGGACCCUCAAGGCCGCACAGAUGGCUGUAUUAGGGAAGAGUCCCUGGUUCUUGGGGCUCAGGUC